Molecule: messenger RNA, 9285 nt
Organism: Drosophila busckii
Lineage: Eukaryota; Metazoa; Arthropoda; Insecta; Diptera; Drosophilidae
Gene: Nuak1
Product: serine/threonine-protein kinase par-1
Exons: 15
Coding region: 414-8450 (2678 amino acids)
Biological process (GO): protein phosphorylation
Molecular function (GO): structural molecule activity; protein kinase activity; ATP binding
Source: RefSeq, a predicted model, not a curated record
AUAUGGCAAGCACAGGCAUAAAUAAGUAGCACAUGUAUGAUUAUAAAAUAGGCUUUUAACGCGCUGCUGUGAAUAAAUGAUAUGAUAAUGUGUGUGUGUGAGUGUUUGUAACGUAAGCGCAUAUUUCGUAAAUCGCUCCCACAAUAAAAAAUGCUUUCUAUUAGUUGUGUGCAAAUUAAUGCCUUUUAAAUGGCUGCAUUUUAAGAAAAUGGAAACAUUUGGUGGCCUUUGGUAUAACAAGCAGCUGCAGAAACAACAACAAAAGCAACUACAGCUACAAAGCGACGGUAGCUAGAAUAUACUACAAAAACAACAAUAAGAACAGCGAGCAGCAGCAACAACAACGCCACUAAACAGACGUAAUUUGCAGGGACAACAGCGCCACAGAUAGAGACGGAGACAGGGACGCAGCCAUGGUGAUAAGCAAACCGGAAACGACUACAAAUGGCACUGCUAGUGGAACAGCAGCAGCAGCAGCUGCUGGCCUGGAUGCUGCUGCAGCUGCUGCCGCUGCUGCGGCGGCGGCGGCGCAUCCAUCAGGCAUACCACAGGAUCAAAUAGACAAUAUCAUGAGCGGCAUUGCCAAUACGGGCGAUGUCAAAAUGAACAAUCAUCGCAAAAAGCUGCGUCAAAGAUUCGAUAUUAUUAAGAAAUUAGGACAAGGCACCUACGGCAAGGUGCAGUUAGGUAUUAAUAAGGAGACGGGCCAAGAGGUGGCCAUCAAGACCAUCAAGAAAUGCAAAAUUGAGGCCGAGGCGGAUCUGGUGCGCAUACGACGCGAGGUUCAGAUUAUGAGCUCAGUGCAGCAUCCCAAUAUUAUACACAUCUACGAAGUAUUCGAGAAUCGCGAGAAAAUGGUGCUAGUCAUGGAGUUUGCCGCUGGCGGUGAGCUCUACGACUAUCUAUCCGAGCGCAAGGUGCUCAGCGAGGAGGAGGCGCGUCGCAUCUUUCGCCAGGUGGCCACGGCUGUCUACUAUUGCCACAAGCACAAGAUUUGCCAUCGUGAUUUGAAGCUGGAGAACAUACUGCUCGACGAGCAGGGCAAUGCGAAGAUUGCCGACUUUGGCUUGUCCAAUGUGUUCGACGAUCAGCGUUUGCUGGGCACCUUUUGCGGCUCACCGCUGUACGCCUCCCCCGAAAUUGUGGAGGGCACACCGUAUCAGGGACCCGAGGUUGACUGCUGGUCCCUGGGCGUGCUGCUCUAUACUCUAGUCUAUGGUUCCAUGCCCUUCGAUGGCUCCAAUUUCAAAAGACUGGUCAAGCAGAUUAGCCAGGGCGACUACUACGAGCCGCGCAAGCCCUCGCGAGCCUCGACACUCAUACGCGAAAUGCUGACAGUGUGUCCUCGCAAGCGAGCAACCAUCGAGCAGAUUUGCUCGCACUGGUGGGUGAAUGAGAACGACAAUGUCUCCUGCCUGGAUCUUGCCGAGGAUUUGGCCAACCAAACACCCGUGCGCCUCGACGUGCUCCUCUCACUCACGCCAGCGGCCAUAACCGCCGAUCAGCUGGUGGUGCCAUCGGCCGAGGGUGCCGCCGCUGCAGCUGCUGCCGCCAAGGCCGCUGCCAAUGAGCGUGUCCAACGCUCGCACUCAGUGGGCUCCAUACGCGAUAUGGUGCCACCACCCAACACGGAGGCAGAGCGUCGCAUCCUGGACAUGGUUGCUGCUGGAGGAGAGGCCGCACUGAUGCCCUCGCCCACACGCACCAUCACGCCCGCCCAGAGUCCCGUGCAAACCAAGCGCAAGCUGCAACCCACCGUUUCCACAGAUAAUGCCGUCGGCAGCACCGCCAAGAAGAAGGACAAGCCGGCCAAUAGCUCUUUUGUGGCACCACCACCACCAGCACCAACAACAACAACAGCAGCAGCAGCAGCAACAACCACAACGCUCACGAUGCCAACUGCACAGCCAAUGGAGACUGAGAGUGCUGCGCCCGUGGAGUCUGCGGAAUCCGCAGCCACAACAGUCAACUAUUUGCCACAGGACAUGCAGCUUGUGAGCAACCUUUGCGAGCAGCUCAUUGGCGAUGCCUCACCGCCACAACCCACCAAUCAACCCCAACCAACAGCUGUGCCACGCCAAGCGACGCGCAGCAAGCUGGACGCUGUGGCCGAGACGCCCGAGGAAAAGGACGCGACCAAAGUGAUUAAGAAGUUUGUCAACAAGCACAAGACCGCCGAUCUGGUUAAUGCCAUCAAUGAAAGCGCCACAGGCAAGGCCGCGGCUAAUGCCACAGCCACUGCCACGCCCACAGGGUCGUCAGCGCCGCCUUUUGUGCGUAAGUGCAGUUUGCAGGACGAGUCGACGUUGAAUAAGUUCAACGCCGAGCGACGCAAGUCACGCAUACUGGAGACCGCAGAGAAGUUCCAGCCGCCCCCCACAGCCGCAACAGCGGCCGCCACUGGGCCGCCCGAGAAGCCCAAGAAGUUGAGCAUACCCGGCGUCAGUGUGGGCAGCUUUAAGAAGGAGUUUGAGCGCAAGGCCAACAAUACAACGCCACAAAGCGGACCCACGCCCGGCGAGCGACGCGCCCAGGAAAUAGUGGCCGCUGCUGCCGCCGCCGCAUUGGAGGCUGAAGCACAAGAAGCCUUCGGCACGCCACCCGCCUCGCCCGCCGUGGCUGACCAGCUGGAGUCAAGUGAUUCGAAGAACUCGGUGGCCUCCAUAUCGCUGGACGAGGCGCGCCGCUCCAUGGAGAACUCCAUAGCGCUUCUGCGUCAGGCACAAAACGAAUCCAGCAAGGAAGUGGAUCAGCUAUGCGCCCAAACCGAAACCAUCGGCGUCAGCGAGCCCAAUUUCAGCCCCGAUGACCGUGAGCGUAAGUUGAAGAACGCACGCGCCAUCAUCGGCAAUGCCAUUCAACCGGUGAUACGCAGACCAACAACGAUAUUUGGCAACGGUAAUGGCAAUGGCUUUGGCAGCGGUUUUGGGGGCGGCUGCAAUUUUAUAUACAACAACAACAACAACAGCAGCAACAGCAAUGUCAGCAGCAGCAACAGCAGCAGUAGCAACAACAACAACAACAAUAGCAAUAGCAAUAGCUCAAACGCAUUAAUGGCUGCCGCUAAGCAAACCAUUCAGCAGCGUCUCUUUGGCGGCGGUGGCAUGCCACAGCGACCUGCCACCUGGCAGCCGCAGACGACCUACAGCAAUGCCAGCAUUUUUCAGCCCACGCAUAGUCCGUUUAAGCAGCUGCAGCUGCAGUACCAACAGCGCUGUCAGGAGACCGGGCAACAGCCGCAGCAGCAGCAGCAGCAACAACGUCCCAUUAGCAGCGCCUUGUUUACGCCGCCGCCCUCGCCGUUGUACGCCCAUGCCCAAAGCCAUGCCCCAGUUCAAGCCAUCAGCAACAGUGGCUACAACAGCAACAACAACAACAACAGCCACACGAUGCCUAAUGUCAAUUACAAUGUCAGCUCGCGCUCGAGACCAUUUCAUAAUCAAGCUCAAGACACACUCAAUACAUCAUCUGCCUUGCCUGCGGCUAUGUGGCUGAAAUCUUCACCAGGUGGCGAUGGCUCGCCGGUUAAGACCUCCACCGCCUCGAUAACGCUCAAAUCGGCCACGUUGCCGCGUCGCAAGCUCAAUGCCAAUGCCAAGUCGGAUGUGCAGCUGGACAUAAAGCCACGCAUCGCGGAGCAGCCACAGCCGGCCAUGCGCUUUAGCACGGAGAUGCAACAUCCUGUGGCAGAUUUGCGCAGCGCACCGCCACGCGAAGGACCCAUACCGUACAGUCCCAUCAAGACGACGCUGCAGGCGCGCGCCACCAGCUUGGAGCCCAAAGAGCACAUUAUUACCAUACAGCGACCACCCACACAGCCGCAGCCGCAACAGCCCUAUGGACGCACCAACUCGAACACGACCACGCGCUCUGGCUCGCUGUCACGUCAGUCCACCGUGGAGUCCGAGUCGGAGGCUACCACAACGAAUGUAUCGCAAUCAACCAUCACGGGCAACUCGCAGCCCAUCAAGAAGAGCCCACGUGAAUUUAUCAUACCCAUUGCCAUGGAGGGUGGCGGCUUCAUCACGCCACGUGAGCGAAGCAUUGAGCCAUCCGAAUCAACUCACACCACAUCCUCCAGUCGCACAACCUUCAGUCGUUUGCGUCCCUCACGUCGCAUUGGUUCACUGCUCAGCGAGACGGGCUUCGAUGAGAGUUCGCCAUUCCAAAAGAUGCGCAACACUUCGAUAACACGUGACGGCGUCGAGGACGAAUCACUCUUCACACCGCACAGAUUAAGAAGCUCGAGGCCAGUGAAGAAAAUUAGUCAAGACAAUGACUCGCAAAGUUCGGGCGAGGAGGAUGAUGACGAUGGCUUCGAAAUACUCACAGCGGAAAAUCUAUUUUCGACUUUGCUGCAACGCGUGCGCGCGCUCACCAAUCGCAUGAACGUGAAUAGCGACCUCACUGCAGCCUUUCCGAGUCAUUCGAGCCGUCUGCUCACCGAUAUAUCACGUCAGGCACAAGGACAUCGACCUUUCUUUGGUCAGAACAGUCCAUUUGGCAGUCGCCUGAACAGCGCCAGCAAUAGCAGCGGCCUGGGUGCACCUUGGCGUCACAGCAUGUCCAGGGAAUUGGGCAACGACAUGGAUUCAAUGUUUUCACGCACAGGCGCAACGUUGCCAAGAGGACAUCAUGCCAAGCCCAGUUCGGCGCCAGCGCAAGCAGAGCAGCCGGCUAGUGCAGCCAGUAGCACCGAGCCACUGGACUUGGCGGACUUGGACUUGUCGCGUUUGCGUCUCAGCAAAAAGGAUCUCGAGACUCUGGGCAGCAUCACGCCGGGGCUGCCCAAAUGCUUCCAGGAACAGCUGCUGGCCAAGCUGCCGCCCACACAGGCGCGCAAGCUCUCACGCACGCUAAGUGUGCAGAGCAGUGCUGCCAACGGCGCUGCCAAUGUGAAGCUGUACAAGCGCAGCCAGAGCAGCGGACGCAGCUAUCUGCCAGAGCAGCCGGAAGAGGAAAGCAAGCUCAAAAGGCAAACGCUCACCGAUGCUCCCAAGACCACAGCGGCCAGUACAGCCAUCUACAGACGCAGCAUGAGUCGCGCUCCCAGUCAAGUGCCCAGCACAGAAACUACGGCGGCGGUUGCUGCCAAGAGUCGCAGCAGCAGCGUCUGUCGCGACGACUAUGGCAAGUCCUCGCUAUGCAGCAGCAGCUACAACAGCGACAUAAGCGAGAAGUAUAAGUACUAUUCGCCCUAUUUGAGCAAGUCCACUUCCAAGGAGUCGCCGGAGAAGCGUUACAGCGCUGCCUUGGGGCGUCCACCCAGUGGUUGUCUGUCGCCGCCGCCUCAGCCGGCGCCACCAGCCAGCAGCAGCGACGGCAGCAGCUCCUUGCGUAGACGCUCCUCGCAACGCCGCAUCUCGCGCUUCCUGCGUCCCGACUUCUUUGACGAGCCACCAGAGCGUGCUCGCGAACGUGAGACACAAAGUGUGCUGCGCGAAAUACGCGAAAAGUCAUGUGAACGGCAGGAACAGGCGGAGCAGCGACGACGCAAGCACAGCCUGCCAAAUGCUCAGCCCAACGAGCUGGACACCAGCAAGCUGCAAUCGCGCAACAAAAGCAUGGAACAGUUCAUGGACAGCUCACAGCCCGAGCAAGUGCCACAGCCACAGCCAAAGCAACGACGCAGCGCGUCACGUGCACCUGAGCUGGAGACGGAAUUGGACAAACAUGAGCUGGCCAACAAGAUACUGCAAGAGCUGCAAUUGUUGUCUGCCGCGCGCACGCAAAGCGAACAACAAAGCGCGGAGCUGGCAGUGAGCGAAGCCAACGAGGAGACCAACACCAUAAAAAAGCUAAGGAAAGUCAAGCCCAAGGAGCAAAGCAGCGAGUCAAACACUGCCAGCAACACGCUCGUGCGCAAAGUCAAAAAGCUAAGCAAGAAGCCAGCAGAGGAAGCUGCUGCCGAGCCGCAAACCCCCCCGGACCUGCCGGCAGCCAAGCAAACCAAAUUGAAGCGACCUAAAUCCUAUCCCAUGAAGGACAAUGCACUCAGCCUCAAAUCAAGUGCAGAGCUGCCAGAGCAAAGCAACAGCGUUGCGUCGAUAGCGCUGCCCAGCAAAUUGCCUACAAAGUUGCCCAGUGCCCACAGUUCGGAGGAUGCCGCGCCACGUGAGAGUCGCCUAAUGCGGCCCAAGAGCUAUCCAGCCAGCAAACUAACCAUGCCCAAGGAGCAACGCAAGGUAACACGCAGCGGUGUGGCCAUAGCCAGCAUAGUAGAGAGCAACUGCAACACAACCGAGCAAGCCCAGUCCGAUCUGGCUGAGUCGCGUCCAGCAAGCUUAAAGCGCAUUGUCAAAGUGUCCAAGAAAUCGAAGCUGGUGCCGCCGAUGCCCGUGCCCGUGACGCCCACCAGCACGCCGCCCACAACCACAGCUACCACCACGACGACUACAACGCCAGCGGAUAGCUCCAAGGAGUCGAGUCCGGUUAUCAAAGUGAAAGAGAAAUCGCCAGAUAAGAAGCCCAGCAAGGGACUGCUAUAUGCGCUUGGACAAAAGUUCGAAAAGCUGCGCGACUCAGCCAUGAGCAAGGACAAGGAUAAGAAGUCGAGUGCUGCGCUGGUCUGCACUCAGAAGCAAAGUUCGCCGGAGCAGGAGCGAAAAAGGCUCGCGCUCACAUCUGAUGCGGACAAAUUGUCGGAGACGACAACAAGCAGUGAGGAAAAACGCGUGGACAAGCGAUCUAGAUUUGAUAGCAUGUUGCGCUCGUUGCGUGAGCGCUCCGUGCCGCGCAGUCAGCCUCCGACUAGUAAGAGUCCUAAAAGGUCGGCCAGCGUGGAGCAGCUGCACGAUGUCGAGAGCGGUAAGCAGAGCGGAAGCGGCGCUGUUAACAAAAUGUUGGGCGGCCUGUGGCGACGAUUCGAUCGCGAGAGCAGCGAACAGCGCCGCAUGCGCAGCACGCGCUCCACCAGCAAUAUAGAGCGUCAGCUGCGGGAUGAGGAUGCGUCGCCCACAUCGCCUAUUUAUCAAAAUGUAUGCAAGACCAAGGCGGAGGUCAACUGCAAUUGCGAGAGCAAUUGCCCAGACUGCAACAGCCAGAGCACAACAAAGGUAACAGUUGCAGCUGCCGCAGCAACACCAACAGUUGCCAAAAGCAGUAGCAACAGCAACAGCAACAAGGAGAAGCGCAAGGGACUUAUGCUGGACCUAUGCAGCAAUGUGUCGACUGCUGCUGCUGCUGCUGGUGGCAGCAGUUACCGUGGCGCCAAGACCAAUCCAGCGCUGCUCAAUGGCAACGGCUUGUACUCCAAUUUGCCGCCAUAUCCGGGCGCCAUCAAGAGCGCCUCUUCGAACAACAGCUCCAGCCAGCAGUCCAUGGAGAAUGCCACCAACAACAACUCCAUAAACACCAACAACAACUGCAGCUCGCAGACCUCUGGCUACCGCACCUCGUCCGCGCAUGAAAUCAAUCGCAACAAUCUGCUGACGCCCUCGUUUGAGAACAUUGCCAACUAUUCGUCGGAUUCGAGAAGUUAUCAGGACGACUGCGCCUCUACUUCCACAUUUCUGUCGCCCACUGAGGAGCCGGAGCUGUAUUUUGACAACUGGUCCAUUUGCUCCGAGGACAACUACAUGUUGCAUGCCACGCCCUCGCCUACAGUGUCGCGUCUGUCGCGCGCUUCACAACUCUCCUCGCCCACACGCUGCUCGGAGAGCUCCGAUCCCAAUGAAAGCGUCAUCGAUCGUAUCAAACGGCGCAGUUUCUACAGUCGCUUCAACGAGCAGAAACCGCGUCGCACCAGCAGCAUUGUGGGUCCCUCGGCAGUGCGUGAUUACUACCGCGAGCAGCAGGCGGCACUGAAGGCGCGCUCUAGCCACAAGCUGCAUGUACCAGAGACAGAGACACGCGCCCACUCACCGGACAUUACGCAGCAAUUUUUCCGACCUCUCAAACUCAGUCCCGUGGGCACAGAGCUCAAACCGCCCGUCUACCGUUCACCGCUGGAUUACAGCGCCUCAGGAUCGGCCUCGACCAGCAGCACUAAGCCGCGCAAAAGCCUCAACGAUAUACGCAACACAUCACCAUCGUUCCAUAGCAAACGCUACGAGCCACACGACUACAGCGCCAUCUCUGUGCCCAUGCGCUACAAGAGCAGUUCCAGUUCCAGCCCCAGCGCCAAUGGUGCUGCCAAUGGCUACUACAACACCUACAACCCCAAGCGACGCUCCUCCUACACGCUCAACGGCACGCUGCCCUCAAGCAGCGCUACCAGCAGCGCUGUGAGCAAUCAUCUGGACGGCUAUGCCACGUUGGGACGUCGCUCCAUACGGCCGUACGAUCACCGCACCAUGUCACUGAUGGAAACACCCAGCAGCACAACAGCCGGCACCAGCUACCAUCGACGCGAGGCACGCACGCCAGUGCGUGAUUAUACUUCCAGCAUUUCACGCUCUGGGUCGCGUUAUCGCACCUCUUCGGCCACACGCAGUCCAACCAACAUUUGAUGUACCACACCGCAGAAUGGUUUCUGCAUCUUCUGCUAUUACACCAAACGUAAAAAGGCGGCGGCAACAACAACACAGGUAACAGCAACAGCAGCAGUUACGCCACCCAAUACGACUGCCUCCUCUUCGACGUCAGCUGCAUCCUCGCGCGCCAGCAGUGGCGCUGGCGGCAUACGCAAGUUGCUGCAAGCAGCGCAGACGUCGCAGCACAAUCAGCAUAGGUUCUAGACAAACCCAAAGAGUUCGGUUUAGUGUUAAAUACUUUUUGAUAUUUUUUUAUAUAGCCAAAAGUUGUAAGGCGCAGACUAUACGUAGUCUGGCCAUAGCAUAUAUACACAUAUACUUAGAUACUAGUUGGGAGUUUCAGUAAAAAUCAAACGUAGCACAAUAAUGGAGCUGCCGAGCUGCCGUUAUUUUUCGAAUGUUUGUGCCUUUGGUUCCUUUGGUGGUUUUUAGAUUUAGUGCUAGUCGUAAUAUACAUGCAUACAUGACUAUUAAUUUGUAAGCCAAAGAAAAAACGCGUUCAAAUUUUGGUCACAUAGUUGUAACUACACAUUUGUUUUCACAAAAGAAAAUCAUAAUUUAGCUAUAUUUUUGCUUUUGAUUUUGCAACAGAACUGAAUUAUUGUUUGUGAAUAUAUAGCUAACGGCAAGUUUCUCUCGUUUGCUAGAACUAUUGAUGUUAUUGCAAAAUAAUAGAAAAUAUGUGUAAGCGAAAUGUGAGCGAAAUGUUAAACAAACCAAACACACAAUAAGCGAAUUUAAAUGUAGUGUUGAAUAGCGAGUUAAAAAGUCAAAACAGGUUUUUAAAAAUCAAUAAUAAAAUUAUAAAAAA